UUUUUCCCCCCUUUUAAACUGGCGUCUUGCGAUGCUUUGCAUACGAAGCUGCGUCGCCAGACCCGGUAUAGUGAAUGAACGGGAUUCUUUGCUCGCGCAGCGACACCUGUAAGGGGAGAGGGGAGGGAAAGCGUAGGCGGAGGUGUGGUGCAGACGCGGGAUCUGAGAUCUUUGCUACAGAAAGACAAGACUGGUACCAGACGGGCACCCAACCUAAAAACAUUAAAAAAAAAAAAUCCAGCCUGCAUGACCGUCACGAAGAUGUCAUGGAAUCCGCAGUAUCGGAGUUCUAAAUUCCGCCACGUUUAUGGCAAGGCCGCCAGUAAAGAGAACUGCUAUGACAACGUGCCCAUCACCCACAGUGUCUAUGACAACCAGUUUUGUGCUGUCAAUCCUCGUUUUAUUGCCGUGGUGACCGAAUGUGCAGGCGGAGGCGCCUUUCUUGUUAUACCAAUCAGUCAAACAGGAAAACUUGACCCGCAUUACCCUCGCAUCUGUGGGCAUAAAGGAAAUGUAUUAGACAUCAAAUGGAACCCCUUCGAUGACUUUGUAAUAGCAUCAUGUUCAGAAGAUACCACAGUUAAGGUCUGGAAUAUCCCCCAGCAUUUGCUAACCCAAAGCAUCACAGAUGCCCAGAAGGAUCUUCUUGGCCAUUCCAGAAGAGUGGGGCUUAUCGAAUGGCACCCAACUGCAAGUAACAUCCUCUUCAGCACUGGUUAUGAUUACAAAGUCAUGAUCUGGAACCUUGAUACCAAAGAACAUACAAUUCAGACGCCAGUAAGGACAAUCGGUUUCCAUACAGAUGUCAUCCUCUCCAUGUCAUUCAACAUGGAUGGCAGCCUCUUAGCCACAGUCUGCAGGGACAGGAAAAUAAGGAUCAUUGACCCGCGAGCAGGAACCAUCUUUCAGGAAGCAAGCAGCAAAUCUCACCGAAUGAAUAAAGUUGUGUUUCUAGGAAACCUGAAAAAGCUGCUCACCACAGGGACGUCCAGAUGGAAUAAUAGGCAGAUUGCCUUGUGGGAUCAGGAUGAUCUUUCUGUGCCUUUACAUGAAGAAGAUGUGGAUGGGUCAUCAGGCCUCCUGUUUCCUUUCUAUGAUACAGACACACAUAUGUUGUAUGUCUUAAGCAAGGGAGAUGGGAACAUCAGGUACUAUGAUGUAAAUGUGGAGAAACCAUACCUACAUUACCUGACAGAAUAUCGUUCCCCUUUGCCUCAGAAAGGAAUUGGUGUAAUGCCCAAGAGGGGCCUUGAUGUCUGUGCCUGCGAGAUCUUCCGGUUUUAUAAACUGAUUCCAGUCAAAAGUCUGAUUGAACCCAUUUCUAUGAUUGUACCCCGACGGUCUGAAUCGUACCAGGAAGACAUCUAUCCAAUGACAGCUGGGGUACAGCCCUCAUUGACAGCACAAGAGUGGCUGAAUGGCACUAAUAAAGGUCCUGUCUUGAUGUCUUUGAGACCAGGUUCUGUGAUCUUGAAUUCUUUACCACAAUUUCUUGAAAAGGAGAUUGCCAUGGAAGCAACUAAGCCUGUCCCGUGUCGGGACAGAGUGAGUGAUAUCACCGAAAAUUUGAAUGAAAUCCGAGAGAAAUGGGGGACCAGGAAGGCCGAGGAAAGACAACAGCAAAACAGACGAAUGAAGUUAUCUAACGGUGUUGAUACCUAUGAAUGUCUUCCACCUAAAACAGAAAAUGAGCUGCUACAGAUGUUUUAUCGACAGCAAGAAGAAAUUCGGCGGCUCCGUGAAGUGCUGAUUCAGCGGGAUAUUCAGAUCAAACAGUUACAGCUUGAGAUCAAAAACCGUCAUGUAGAUUCUCGCCGAUUCUGACAGGCUAUCGUUUGGAGUCUCAGAACAGAUGCUGCCAGAAAUCACUAUAUUUUGGAGAUUAUACAUUAGAAGGAGAAUUUCAGAUUUAUUGGCAAGUUAUUGCCUACCUUGAGUGCCCAUAUCCUGCAAACUGGAAUUUGCUGAAAGUUACUGGGGGUUUUUGUGGUGCUCUAUUUAUCAGACUCAUUCUUUGCAGGAAAAUCCAUGUUUCAAAGUAGUCCCAUAAUAACUCAGUUGGAGGUGCUUCAAAGUGGAAGGCUGACUGACUUGCCUGGGUAUGAACAUCCUUUCAGUCCCCAGUAGACAACUUGGAAAUAUGGUUGCUUGGACUUUCAGGCUGUUUAGCAUUCAACUCUUUCACAUGGUGAUGAACCAAAUAGGAGUUGUUCAGGAUUCUUUUUGUUCUGCAUUCUUGGAUGGAUCAGAAUGAUUUUGCACUGAAUUAGUUUUGUUUCCUAGAACCAAGGAGAGUUUAUGUGGGAAUUGAAAUCAUCACCUUCUUUUAGUUUUAUGAGUCAUCUUCUUCUAAAAUUAUAUUUAUGCCGAAGAGGUAAGGACCAAAGAAAUAGGUGUCAUUAAUUUAAAAAGGAAGUCAUGUUUCUGAGAGCCAAGCUUUGGAAAUGAAUGCUCUUUAUUUGAGAUGGAGAAAAUAAGACUGCUGCUGCUGAAGUGGUUUUAUCAGAGCCAGAGUGGAAGGCUUCUGUAGCCCAAGUCAAUGUGUCUUCCAUCUCUACCCAUAAUCUCCGAGGAUCACUUCAUGCCUUAAAUCAACUAGGUGUUUAAAUUACUAAUGCUCUUAAGAUGGCUUUCUUCCAAUUGUCCAGCGCUGAAUUUUCUACUCACCGAUUCUUUCCUCCUUUAUUACUCUUGAGUGUUGUACCACAUCUUAUAGGUAUAUUACAAUUCAGUGUCUAGAAGUGUGAAGAAACUUUUACUUAAUUCUGAUAAUCUAUCAUCCUGUUUAUCAGAAGCAAAAUUUCCACAACUGUCAAAUUGCAAUACUUUUUUUUCACUUUUCAUUUUGGUUUGAUGCCUAUGACUAAUAUUUCACCUGAUGUUUCAUAUUUGUUUCCUUGCUGAUUUCUAUGAUAGACUAUGCAAAGCACUGCCACCGACAAUUGUUUGCGAGCAGGAUCAACUACUCCAAAGAUUAUGAAGCCCAAGAUGGAGGGAGGUAGAUGCCUUUUGCUAACAUAAGUUUCUCCUUAAUCGUGAAUGCUGAAAAUGUUCAUGUACAAAAUAGUUGGAAAAUUUGAAGGAAAAAAAAACAUACCUAAAGCUGCACCAGUCAUAAUAAAAUUGUAAAAUACAACUACUUUUAUAGUUUGGGUUAAGAUAUUUGUGCAGGAUUUAAGAAAAUUCCAAAAAACAGGAAUUGAUAAGUGAGAAUACCAGAAGACUGAGCUGUAAUCAAACUGAGGAAUCUUGUAUAAAUAUUUAAUACAAAUGCCCGUUCACCCAUCCUCUGUACUGCUUCUGUGUUUUAUGACUUAACAUUUUUUUUCCUCUUAGAGUUCUCUUUUACCCUCUUUUUCCUUUAAGAUCAAAAUUAAAUCAUUUCUUUUAAUCCAUCAUUAAAUUGUAACAUUCCCUAGUGCAGGGGUCCCCAACCGAAACUGGGCCACACAAACGAAGCCCCAUCUGCGGGAUGCAGGCAGCACACGAAACCAUACUCCCUCUGGUCCACAGAAAAAUCUCUCCACAGAACUGGUCCCUGGUGCCCAAAAGGUUGGAGGCCGCUGGCCUACUGGAUUGAUAAAAUUGCCCAAGCAAUUGUGUCCCAAAGGUGCUUUUUCAAGAGGCAACUGGACUUUCUGGUUUUUCUUUGAAGACAUUUCGCUUCUCAUCCAAGAAGCUUCUUCAGCUCUGAAGACAUGCCCAAACAUGUCUUUUUCUUUUCCAUAUUUUUUUCUAUACUAUUCCUCCUCAUUUCCUCAUUGCUUUUUUGAGCAAGAACCCAUCUCAUAGCCAAUAUGUACAUACAAGAAGUCCUCAACUUACAACUUCAUUUAGUGACUAUUGAAAGUUAUAAACAGCACUGAAAAAAUGGACUUAUGACCAUUUGUCACAAGACCAUUGCAGCAUCUCCAUGGACACGUGAUCAGAAUUCGGGCGCUUGGCAACUGGUAUGCAUUUAGGAUGUUUGCAGUGUCCCGGUGUCAUGGGGUCACCUUUUGUGACCUACUGACAAGCAAAGUCAUUGGGGAAGCCAAUUUUAUUUAACAACCUUGUUACUAACUUACUAACAACUGGAGUGAUUCACUUAACCACUGUGACAAGAUCAUAAGCAAUUUUGGGCUCUAUUGUGGUUGUAAGUGGAAGAAUACCUAUAUAGCAGAAGCUGAUUUUUUUUUUUUCGGGAUUGUACUAUUCAGAUCUCAUUUGACUGGAUAGGGACGACUCUCAAUUCAAUUCAACUCUGCAAAAAUGACUUUUCUACAUACAAACAGCUAUUUUCUUUGUCAAUUUUACACACUCUCAUUUAAUGGAUUUUGGAUACAACAGACCAGAUUUGUGUUUGGAUUUCAAAGAAUGAAAGAAUUAUUCCUGUAGGCUCUUGAGACUACUGACAUAGGUAGUGAUAGAAGUAUUUUAUAUCAUUUGCAUAAUUUAUGUCAGUUUUGGAUUUAAUGAACACCCCAGUCAUGAUUUUGGGUUAAAUUAAUAUGUACUGGGAAGAAAUUCCAAGAUUUCAGAUGCUAUAACCCAGUGUUACAGUUGGCGUUGCUUAAAUAUGAUUUUAAAGAAGUAUUCGCAAUGGUACAUAAUGGAACUUCUAUAUUUACCAUGCAUAUAAAAUGAAUUGCCCUCUGUAAUAAUACCAGUAAUUGGUAUUAAAUGCUCAUGGGAUUUUAAUUAGUACCCUUUAAAACAACUGGUAUGUUUGCAUAUGUUACAGUUGUGAUCAAGAUAUUAAAACUAUUCCAAUUAUUUAGAUUAGCCAGAUGAAUUAUAACAUGUCUUUAAAUUAAAAUUUGGAGCAUAAUGAUUUUGGGGAAAAGAGGCAAGAACCGUUAUCUAAGCAAAGAGGGAUAAAACACAAUCAGAAUUACAAGAUUCUACUACUAUAGGCUAAUCACAAAUAUAGCUGCAACCUUCCUGUGAGGUCAGUUUCCUGAUUUGGGCUACCUUGUAGGGCUGACAAUAAUAGAAUUACGAUUUUCUGUAGCUAAUCUUGGAUAGAUGGUAAAAUCUACCCCUGCUUUGUAUUUUUGGAAAAUAGGACUGAAUGUAGAUUAAACAACUAAUUGGUAUGAGUCCAUCUUUUGUUAUUGAUACAUUAUGAACUGAUAGAGAGAAACUACCGAUGCAACAUUUUGUUGCAAAAGUAGAAAUGCUGCCAGUUAGGGAAACAAAAGGGUAAAAUACAUUCUUGGAUUAAGAAGGACGAUCACUUGCAAUUUGGGAAUUUGUCUCUUUUAUCUUGUUUACAGGCAAAUAAAUUAUUUAAAGUAUUUGUCAGCUUAAGAUAAAGGGAGAGGGUUCAAAAUGCACUUCUAAAGUGUGCUUUUUGAUUAUUAUUAUUUUGCAUAUUUUUAUGUAUUGCUUUGAUCAAUGUUAGCCAUUUAUCAAAGGGACUGAAAAAUCCCAAAUCUACUUGAAAAAUGUGUGUAUAAAUAUAUAUAUUCUGCUUUUUGUUCUGUUUACCAAGAAACUUGUAUAAAACAAAUUAGCACUUGAAAGUUAUUUUUAAAAAUUACUCUUGUUUUUAAAAACACUUUUGAAAUAGUACAAAAUUUUAGUCAUGUAUGCUUUCUGAGGCAGAGGGAAAGAAAAGAAAAAUCUAUAUACAGUGAUGACAAACUGAUUAUGCUUUAUUAAAUAGCGCCUAACUAUAUUUAAAGAUAUAUGUGUGGUGGUAUUUUUUUCUAUUACAGUGAUUUAAAAGCAAGGAAACUGAAAUGCCAUUGGGGACAUAUCCCCCAUAUGAAAGAAUGACAAAACUUAUACUUAAUAAAUACAAGGAACAUUCUUGGAAAAGCUAAGCAUUUUUAAUACUUAUACCAACCAUGUAACUAUGGUAAAUCCAGU
Ahaetulla prasina is the source of this 5856-nucleotide messenger RNA. It is a transcript of the gene CORO2A, whose product is annotated as coronin 2A. Gene Ontology annotation, biological process: actin filament organization. Gene Ontology annotation, molecular function: actin filament binding. The transcript has 12 exons. Lineage: Eukaryota; Metazoa; Chordata; Lepidosauria; Squamata; Colubridae. The coding region runs from base 247 to 1824 and encodes 525 amino acids. The record is from RefSeq and is a predicted model, not a curated record.